Adineta ricciae is the source of this 642-nucleotide messenger RNA. The record is from the annotation of a GenBank genome assembly. NCBI's taxonomy places the organism in Eukaryota, Metazoa, Rotifera, Eurotatoria, Adinetida, Adinetidae.
CAGUACGGGAACAUAAUUGUUGUUGUCCUCAUAAAUAUUUGAAUAGAAUGAAAAAGAAAAUCUUUUCUAUAUCAUUUCGAUCUCAAUUGUUAUUUAUGCUCAUGGUUAAAACUGUUUGGUGAGCCGAGAAAAUGAGACUUUUUUAAUCUCCUUAGGGAAAACGAUUUUGGAUACUAUUUUUAAAGCAAGACGACUUCUUCUACGAGCCUCUUCAUCUCGUUCAUUUACAUGUUGUUUUGCUCUUAUCUUAGGAAUGAUUUUAAUCAAUUGGUAGCUGAAGAAUACGUUAAAUUAUUCGAUUUUCAAGGUGAUACCCUCGAUCGUGCAUUGAGAAAAUUUGUUAAACAAUUUACAAUCAUUGGUGAAGCACAAGACCGUGAACGUGUUCUACAUUUCUUCGCUGCACGAUAUCUAGAUUGUAAUCCAACAACGUUCACUUCCAUCGACGCUUGUCAUAUGCUUACGUGUGCAAUUAUGUUGCUCAACACAGAUCUUCAUGAUCCAAAAAUCACGAACAAAAUGACAUUUCAACAGUUCAGUGAUAAUCUGCACGAAUUAAACGAUGGAAAAGAUUUUUCCAAAGAUUUACUCAAAUCAUUGUAUAAUGCCAUUAAAAAUGAACAACUUAUGAAUGAGACGUAA